UUUCGGUCGUCCUUUUCUUGGCAUUUCGGUGUGAUUUGAACGAGAGACUGAGCUGGGGUGGUGGGGAGGUUGAAUUGGUGCCGAGCCGUGGCGGCCAAGGGCGGCCUCGAGCGGGGUGAGCCCCUCGGCCACUCGGCUUGUCAAGCGUGGGAUCGCUCUCCGGCUGCCAGUCCUGAGCACGUUGCAGAGACCGAGGGAGCAGGGCAGCAAACCAGUGUUUCCUAUCAGAACGACAGCGCAGAGAUCCCGGGCCUCACUGCAGAUUCCGAGCUACUGACUUUAAAUUGACCACGGUAUAAAUGAUGAAGCAGUCCGUCAGUAUUUUGCGUUUUACUUAGAAUGUUGAACUUUGUCUGGUUUGGGAGUAUAUCUGAUGCUAAUCAGUCAGUACAGUGACCGGGAUAUUUGAAGUAAUCUGCAAAAUUAAAAACACAUCUGUUAUUUUCUAUUCAUUGCAGUCAUGGCUCUAAAAGGACAAGAAGAUUAUAUUUAUCUUUUCAAGGAUUCAGCACAUCCAGUGGAUUUUCUGGAUGCAUUCAGGACAUUUUAUUUGGAUGGAUUAUUUACUGAUAUUACCCUUCAGUGUCCUUCAGGCAUAAUUUUCCAUUGUCACCGAGCUGUUUUAGCUGCUUGCAGCAAUUAUUUUAAGGCAAUGUUCACAGCUGACAUGAAAGAAAAAUUUAAAAAUAAAAUUAAACUCUCUGGCAUCCACCACGAUAUUCUUGAAGGCCUUGUAAAUUAUGCGUACACUUCCCAAAUUGAAAUAACGAAAAGAAAUGUUCAAAGCCUUCUUGAGGCAGCAGAUCUGCUACAGUUCCUUUCAGUAAAGAAGGCUUGUGAGCAGUUUUUGGUAAGGAACCUGGAUAUCGAUAAUUGUAUUGGAAUGCACUCCUUUGCAGAAUUUCAUGUGUGUCCAGAACUAGAGAAGGAAUCUCGAAGAAUCCUCUGUUCACGGUUUAAGGAAGUAUGGCAACAAGAAGAAUUUCUGGAAAUCAGCCUUGAAAAGUUUCUCUUCAUCUUGUCCAGAAAGAAUCUCAGUGUUUGGAAGGAAGAAGCUAUUAUAGAGCCAGUUAUUAAGUGGACUGCCCAUGAUGUAGAAAAUCGAAUUGAAUGCCUAUAUAAUCUGCUGAGCUAUGUCAACAUAGAUAUAGAUCCAGUGUAUUUAAAAACAGCAUUAGGCCUUCAAAGAAGCUGCCUGCUGACUGAAAAUAAGAUCCGCUCCCUAAUAUACAAUGCCUUGAAUCCCAUGCAUAAAGAGAUUUCCCAGAGGUCCACAGCCACCAUGUAUAUCAUUGGAGGCUAUUACUGGCACCCUUUAUCAGAGGUUCACAUAUGGGAUCCUUUGACAAAUGUUUGGAUUCAAGGAGCAGAAAUACCAGAUUAUACCAGAGAGAGUUAUGGUGUUACAUGUUUGGGACCCAACAUUUAUGUCACUGGGGGCUACAGGACGGACAACAUAGAAGCUCUUGACACAGUGUGGAUCUAUAACAGUGAAAGUGACGAAUGGACCGAAGGUUUGCCGAUGCUCAAUGCCAGGUAUUACCACUGCGCAGUCACCUUGGGUGGCUGUGUCUAUGCUUUAGGUGGUUACAGGAAAGGGGCUCCAGCGGAAGAGGCUGAGUUCUAUGAUCCAUUAAAAGAGAAAUGGAUUCCUAUUGCAAAUAUGAUUAAAGGAGUGGGAAAUGCUACUGCCUGCGUCUUACAUGAAGUUAUCUAUGUUAUUGGCGGCCACUGUGGCUACAGAGGAAGUUGCACUUACGACAAAGUCCAGAGUUAUAAUUCCGAUAUCAACGAAUGGAGCCUCAUCACCUCUAGUCCACAUCCAGAAUAUGGACUGUGUUCAGUUCCCUUUGAGAAUAAACUCUAUCUAGUUGGUGGACAGACGACAAUCACAGAGUGCUAUGACCCUGAACAAAAUGAAUGGAGAGAGAUUGCUCCCAUGAUGGAAAGGAGGAUGGAGUGCGGCGCCGUCAUCAUGAACGGAUGUAUUUAUGUCACCGGAGGAUACUCCUACUCAAAGGGAACAUAUCUUCAGAGCAUUGAGAAAUAUGAUCCAGAUCUUAACAAAUGGGAGAUAGUGGGUAAUCUUCCAAGUGCCAUGAGGUCUCAUGGAUGUGUUUGUGUGUAUAAUGUAUGACUGAAUCCACAGAAAUGACCACGUAAUCUCUGUUUUAGAUGUGGUAAAAUAAGAAUGCAGGCUUUGGAGUCUCUUACUUGUUAUUGUGGUCGUAUAUAAUAGAGAGUCAGUUUUACUCCCAAACCCAAUAGUUAAUGGUCUAGAAAAAACCUGUAUAUGUGCAGUUGAAUGUGUGAAGCUCUAUCAACUCUGCUUUUCUAAGGUAAUGUGAAAUAUUUGACACUUGUAAAAGGUGAAUUUUUUCCUCCUGGUAGCAUCAACACUGGGUAUAGAUCAAAAUCAUUCUGUGGAAUGAAAUAUUUCUUAAGAGGCUGUAAUGUAACAGAUAUUAAGGUUCCACUUAGCUAGCAGGAAUUUGAAAUUUAAAGAGGGAAUCUUUUCUACCUCUACAAAGUCAACACUUAAAAAUCUUUUUUAUCUUUAGAAUUACUUAGAACUUACCUUGGAUAUAGUAUUGUUGUUUUUUAAGAGAGUGUUUUAUUUUUUAUUUUUUUUUUUUUUUGAUACAGGGUACAUGCA
Tupaia belangeri chinensis (Chinese tree shrew) is the source of this 2656-nucleotide messenger RNA. It is a transcript of the gene KLHL23, whose product is annotated as kelch like family member 23. The transcript has 3 exons. The record is from RefSeq and is a predicted model, not a curated record. Gene Ontology annotation, molecular function: protein binding. The coding region runs from base 461 to 2137 and encodes 558 amino acids. NCBI's taxonomy places the organism in Eukaryota, Metazoa, Chordata, Mammalia, Scandentia, Tupaiidae.